UCCCCACCCCACCCACCCCAAACCCCGCCCAAAACCCUAGCCGCCGCCCCACCCGCCGCCGCCGCCAUGGACGCCGCCGCGCUGGAGGCCCUCAUCCUCGACCUGCACGCCAUCGAGGCGGUCAAGCUCGGCUCCUUCGUGCUGAAAUCCGGCAUCACCUCCCCGAUCUACCUCGACCUGCGCGCGCUCGUCUCGCACCCGCGCCUGCUCGCCGCCAUCGCCGCCCUCCUCUCCUCCCUCCCGGCCACCCGCCCCUACGCCAUCCUCUGCGGGGUGCCCUACACGGCGCUCCCCAUCGCCUCCGUGCUCUCCGUCGACCGCGGCCUCCCCAUGCUCAUGCGCCGCAAGGAGGUCAAGACCCACGGCACCGCCAAGGCCAUCGAGGGCGCCUUCCGCGCGGGGGACACGGUCCUCAUCAUCGAGGACCUCGUCACCAGCGGCGCCUCCGUGCUCGAGACCGCCGCGCCGCUCCGCGCCGAGGGGCUCGUCGUCGCCGACGCGUUCGUCGUCGUUGACCGCGAGCAGGGCGGCAGGGAGAACCUCGCGGCGAACGGGAUCACGCUGCACUCGCUCAUGACCCUCACCGAGGUGCUCGCCGUGCUGCUGAAGCACGGGAAGGUCACCGAGGAGAAGGCCGCCGAGGUGAAGCAGUUUUUAGAUGCCAACAGGAAGGUCACCGUGCCAGGCGCCGCAAAGCCCAAGGUGGUCAGGAAGGGGUUCCCUGAGAGGGCGGCCUUGGCCAAGAACCCCAUGGGGAAGAAGCUGUUCGAGGUGAUGGAGGCCAAGCAGAGCAACCUCUGCGUCUCUGCGGAUGUUGGCACAGCCAAGGAGCUCCUCGAGCUUGCCGAAAAGGUUGGCUCUGAGAUUUGCAUGCUGAAAACCCAUGUCGAUAUCUUGUCAGAUUUUACACCUGACUUUGGCGCCAAGCUUCGCUCGAUUGCUGAGAAGCACAACUUUUUGAUCUUCGAAGACCGCAAGUUUGCUGACAUUGGCAACACAGUAACUAUGCAAUAUGAAGGAGGAAUAUUCCGCAUAUUGGAAUGGGCUGAUAUUGUUAACGCCCAUGUAAUUCCUGGGCCUGGAAUUGUUGAUGGCUUGAAGCUUAAGGGUUUACCGAAAGGAAGAGGCCUACUUUUACUCGCUGAAAUGAGCUCAGCUGGUAACCUUGCUCAAGGAGAUUACACUGCAGCAGCUGUAAAGAUUGCCGAGCAACAUUCUGAUUUUGUGAUUGGAUUUAUAUCAGUAAAUCCCGCAUCGUGGUCUGUGGCACCAUCAAGCCCAGCGUUCAUCCAUGCCACCCCUGGAGUGCAGAUGGUUUCUGGAGGAGAUGCUCUUGGGCAACAGUACACCACUCCUUAUUCUGUGAUAAACGACAGAGGCAGCGAUAUAAUCAUUGUGGGGCGCGGGAUCAUCAAGGCGAGCGACCCCGAGCAGACGGCCAGGGAGUACCGCGUCCAAGGGUGGCAGGCGUACCUGUCCAGCUUGUGAGGAAAGCUGCUGCUCAGACGCCUCUCUCGGUGUAAAACCCAAAUGAAAUGCGCUGGUGUUCGUGCCAUCGACCGACCGAUCAAUGUAAUAAGAGCGCCUCCUGUCGGCGCCGAGUGAUUUCCCCCCUUGUGCCUGGUGUCGGCGGCACGCGUCGUCUUGGGGGAAAUAACUUCGAAAUCGCGGUAAUAGAAACCAGAACGUUCCCAUGGACA
Triticum aestivum (bread wheat) is the source of this 1700-nucleotide messenger RNA. RefSeq names its product uridine 5'-monophosphate synthase. The record is from RefSeq and is a predicted model, not a curated record. Gene Ontology annotation, molecular function: orotidine-5'-phosphate decarboxylase activity; orotate phosphoribosyltransferase activity. Bases 67 to 1488 code for a protein of 473 amino acids. The transcript has 6 exons. Gene Ontology annotation, biological process: 'de novo' pyrimidine nucleobase biosynthetic process; 'de novo' UMP biosynthetic process. NCBI's taxonomy places the organism in Eukaryota, Viridiplantae, Streptophyta, Magnoliopsida, Poales, Poaceae.